UCAUUUCUUACAUAAUUCUUGAUAUUUCAAAGCUUUUAUAACUUGUAAAUAUUAUCUUAUUUUUCAUUUUAUGUCAUUUUGUCGGUUUCAGUUGGAACUUUUAAAGGAGAAUCGUAUACACACGUUAGAGGCCCAUUCAGAUCAAAAUUUGCCAUCAAAGAUGUCGGAAGUGAGAAUGAGUUUUGUACGGGAGUGUUGCCCCCAGACACAUACAAAUCAAAAGGUUCUAUAAUUCAUUUGUAUUACCGACCGCAUCAUUUUCUGAAGUAUCCACGUAUAAUUGGCGAAAGGAUCGGGCAAAGUGAAGGAUUCCGUAUUCAAUACAAAAUAUCAGAACAUUCUUUUGAAAAGUAUACUACUGUGGCUAUAGGGAAGGACUUACUACCAACAACAUGUUCCAGGCUUUUCAAAAAAUGCUACACUGUAUUCUCUGAAAAAGUUUCAUGGGAUAUUGCAAAUGAUAAAUGCCGUAAGGGCAAUGAGCAUCUUGUGACUAUAACAUCAAGAAAGGAAAUGACUUACAUCCAAUACUUGCUUCGAAGUGCGUUAUAUUUUCAGCGGAAGACUGCGCUAAAGUUUGAACAUCAAGCUGAUGAUCAAACACUUUACGGAGCACAUAUUGGAUUGAGGCGAGUUAAAGACAAACAAUGGCGGACAAGUUUCAAAUGGUUAAACAGAUACAACUCUUCAUUCAGUGCUUGGGAAAGCAAACAACCUGCAGCUGGAGACUGUACUCGUACAUUAUUCGAGUACUUUAACACUGAAGAACUUUGGGGAACUGAAGAUUGCUUGUAUAACCGUGUCGAAUUUUUCAUCUGUGAGAAACCGUUUUCAGAGGACAAGAUGAACACAAAGACUGGUGUCAAGGACGAUGAAUGUAAAACAGUCUAUAGGAAAGAAGACCUUGUUGCAUCCCCAUACUCUGGUAAAACAUGUCAAAAUUGGAAAAAUCUGUCUGACACAGCUAAAAGUGAUUUUGACGAGAACUUUUCUUCUUCAGAAACAACUUUAAAAAAUUCGACUCUGUGUACAGAUAUUACUUCAAAUGAUAUACCGUGGUGUUAUGUUAAUGAUCCUGUUGAAUAUUUGCUGGAGCCGUGCUUUUUGCAAUACAAAGGUAACACCAAUCUGCCUGAAAAAAAGUUGAUAUCUGACAAAGAAUGCAUUGAUGGAUCGUCAAUACCUCGGGUGAAUUGGUGUGAUAGGAAUUUCGACUGCUCAGACUACACGGAUGAGUUGUCAUGUCAGUAUAUUAUUAAAGGUUAG
Ruditapes philippinarum (Manila clam) is the source of this 1266-nucleotide messenger RNA. RefSeq lists its product as uncharacterized. Lineage: Eukaryota; Metazoa; Mollusca; Bivalvia; Venerida; Veneridae. Bases 514 to 1266 code for a protein of 250 amino acids. The transcript is spliced from 7 exons. The record is from RefSeq and is a predicted model, not a curated record. Gene Ontology annotation, molecular function: protein binding.